This is a messenger RNA of Varanus komodoensis (Komodo dragon), 1604 nucleotides long. It is a transcript of the gene RPAIN, whose product is annotated as RPA interacting protein. The transcript is spliced from 6 exons. Gene Ontology annotation, cellular component: PML body; nucleus. Gene Ontology annotation, biological process: protein import into nucleus. Lineage: Eukaryota; Metazoa; Chordata; Lepidosauria; Squamata; Varanidae. The coding region runs from base 66 to 911 and encodes 281 amino acids. The record is from RefSeq and is a predicted model, not a curated record.
ACUGCGCCUGGCUCGUACGGGCAGCUGAAGUGGCCUUCGUGCGCGGGGCGCCUCCGGGGACGAGGAUGGAGGACGGGCUCGUCCAGCGGCGCCGGGCGCUGUACAAGGGCGGCGGGACUCCGCCGUGGAAGGAGGCCUUCCGCCAGCGCUGUGUGGAGAGGCUGAAGAGUAGCCGGGCACGGCUGCUGGAAAGGUACCGCCAGUUGGGAGAGGAUGUCACUUGCAAAGCUGGAAGAGGCAGUUUGGUGCAGGAGGCGAUGGAGAUGGAAUGGCAGGCCCUGCAGACGACGGGUGUUCACCUGCCCGCCCUCUGGAAGCAGAACCCUUUAGCCCAGGUGCCGGAAGAUCCUUUCGACCUGGCUGUCCUGGAGGAAAUCCAACAGGAGCUGAUGCUGCAAGAAAAGAUGGCCAUUGAGGAGUACGAGCGAGGUCUGCAGUUUGAUGAGGAGUGCCUGAACGCGAUGCUCGACGGCUUGGAUGCAGAACACUUGAUUAUCUGCCCUGUUUGUCAACGAAGCUACCUCAAUGUAACGAGUUACCUGGUUGUAUGUCAGUGUGGACUGCAGAUUGGUACACAGGGGAUGACAGAAGACAAGCUCCGGUCGCUGCUAGAAGACGGUGUGACAGAGCAUGGCCACCACUGUGACAGAAACCCCGAGUUUGCUAUAACAAAUGGGGUGGAAGGAGAAACCAGCCUUCUUAUGAGCUGUCUGGUGAGGUUUUUUAUCUUGCGGCCAAACAUCAGGGGAUUCAAGCAGGGCCUUUUUAGAAGGGGGUGCAGUUCUCAGCUUGCUCAUCCGGCCACCCUAAGUAGUAUUUGUCAUUCCUUCAAAUGUCAGUGUUCAGCAAGGAGCAGCACCGUCCAGGUGCAGAAGGGAGGUUGGGAAACUCCCAGGCUUUGCAGAAAGUAAAGCAGGUUGAGGGCAGAAAGAAGUGGUUCUGUUGCCACGGGUUGAAGAGAAAUGGAGGUUGGAUGAAAUGGAGUAUUGUCAAGGGGAGCGAUGGUCAUGAAUUACUUUGGUUAUGAAAGGAAGGGUGGGGACGUCUGUGGAAAGCAACAUCUGUGCAAAUGUUCACUCAGGAGCAUAAAGAGUCCGACUGGAUAAGACUAUAAAGGUCCUUCUAAGGGUGGGCAAAGUGAGGUCCUGCCCUUCUUCUGUUCUACAACUCCCAUCACCUCUAGCCAACAUAGCCAGUUGGGAAGGAUUAUGGGAGUUGUAGGCCAACACUUCAUUCCUCAUUUUCUCCAACAUUCCCAUUGUGACUAGUUCUGUAACAAGGGAGAUCCUAAGACAAAUUCACAGAGUAGGGUUGACCUCCUUCUGUUGGCAUUUUUAAAAAUUUACAUUUUCUUUGAAAACUCAAUUGUUGCUUUUUAUCCUGUUUCUUUGUAAACAUAGCAAAAGCAUCUGAACAACAAUCAUUUACAGUUAUAUUUUAAAAGUGGGCUAAAAAUGGAAUAACUUAAUUGUGGAGAGAAUAAAAUUCCUUUAAAGAGCAGCUAAAUCAUAUGUCUAAAAGUUUGAUUAUGACUUUAAGGCAAAUCUAUAGUUUGAAAGCAUGCAAAUGUGAGUAGAUAAAAAGGUACCACUUCAGUGGGCAGG